ACAUUAACUCCACUUUGACACCGGGGAUUUUACAGUGGUUUUGCUGCACUGACAGCGGGCUGGUUGGUUUAUCCUUCCCCUUAGACGAGACAGACCAGCUAUAUUUCUAUACACCGAGACAACCGGCAUAAUGUCGGAUUUUGAGGAAUUUGAGAAACAGCUCAGCGAGAAUCGACAGGAGAGAGAAAGAGAAAGACACAAAAAGAAGAGUCGCAGUGCAUCUCCUGGCCGAGGUGACAAGCACCGCAGCUGGAGCAAAGACCGUGGGAGUCGCAGCCGAGAGAAGAGAAGCCGCAGCAGAGACCGGAAAAGCCGGGACCGCCGGAGCUCCUCGCGGGACCACAAGAAGCACAGCCACUCUCCGAGGCGAACAAGGAAGAAAAGGACCUGCAAAUAUUGGGAUGUGCCUCCUCCUGGUUUUGAACACAUCACACCAAUGCAAUAUAAAGCUAUGCAAGCGGCCGGGCAGAUACCAACGAUAGCUCUGCUGGCGACGUCCACCACCACCGGAGUGGCUGCAGCUCCAACACAAGUGCCCAUAGUUGGCAGUCAGAUGACGAGACAAGCCAGACGCCUCUAUGUUGGAAAUAUUCCCUUUGGUGUAACUGAGGAGUCCAUGGCAGAGUUCUUCAACGCUCAGAUGAGGCUUGCAGGACUUUCACAAGCCCCAAGCAACCCUGUACUCGCUGUGCAGAUUAAUCAGGAUAAAAACUUUGCUUUCCUAGAGUUUCGGUCUGUAGAUGAAACGACGCAGGCAAUGGCCUUCGAUGGAAUCAUUUUUCAGGGUCAAUCACUGAAAAUUAGACGACCUCACGACUAUCGGCCUUUACCUGGCAUCUCAGAGCAGCCGGCUUUCCACGUCCCAGGCGUCGUCUCCACAGUCGUUCCCGAUUCCCCCCACAAACUGUUUAUAGGAGGCCUGCCGAACUACCUUAACGAUGACCAGGUAAAGGAGCUCUUGACAUCGUUUGGGCCUCUCAAAGCGUUCAAUCUUGUGAAGGACAGUGCCACUUCACUGUCAAAAGGUUACGCCUUUUGCGAAUACGUAGACGUCAGUGCCACAGACCAGGCAGUUGCUGGGCUCAAUGGGAUGCAACUGGGCGACAAAAAGCUGAUAGUCCAAAGGGCAAGUGUGGGAGCUAAAAACGCCAAUCCUACCUCCAUCAUAGAGACCCCUGUGACGCUGCAGGUCCCCGGGCUUCAGAGGCUGCAGAACUCUGGCAUACCCACGGAGGUGCUGUGCCUUCUCAACAUGGUGAUGCCCGAGGAGCUGGUGGACGACGACGACUACGAGGAGAUCUUGGAAGACAUCCGCGAGGAGUGCUGCAAGUACGGCAGCGUCCGCUCCAUCGAGAUCCCCCGACCCGUCGACGGUGUUGAAGUCCCUGGCUGUGGAAAGAUCUUUGUGGAGUACGUUUCUGCUGCAGACUGUCAGAAAGCCAUGCAAGCUCUCACCGGCCGCAAGUUUGCCAACAGAGUGGUGGUCACCAAAUACUACGAUCCAGACAUGUAUCACAGACACGAGUUUUGAAAGUACAGACGAGUCCUCCUUUCUGUUUGUGAGCUCGGGUUGAGUUCCGUCCGGUUUCUUUACUCCUCUGAAUGUUGUGAACGCGUCCAAGAAAAGACUUGUUUUAUUACAUCAUCUACUUAACAAACUGGACUGCAGUGUGUGUUUCCUCACUGAAUAUCUAACUCCCAGCUUUAGGCUUUAACAACCACACCGUGAACUGAUCUCAUUCUGAAUUUCAAAAAUAUUGUAGUAUCCAUUACAUUGGUAGAAGAAUGAACGUGACAUGUAUCUUACCUAAACUAAUACUGCCUGACAAUGCCAGAGUAGCUGUCUUAUCGAGUAUGCACUAUAUGAGAAAAAAACUGUCAAAUGUUUAGAUUUCCCUCCUGAGCACAAACAUUAAUUUCUCUGUUUUAGAUUUGAGAAGACGCUAUAAAUGAUGGGCUAUGAGACAAAAAAGUUUUUAUUUAUUUUUCCAAAGUAAUAUUUUCAUCUAUACGUCACAUAUUAAUGUUCAUUAAACAUGUAUGUCGCUAUUACCUCCACUGCUUACUUUUUUUUGUCAGAACGGCCUCAAAUAUCAUUUUGCAAAAAUGAAAUAUUAGCAUCUAAAAGAUAAAAAAAAAAUGAUAUUAAAUCGGCCAUGUACUGUAGAAGCUACAUGACUUGUGACAAUACGAUCAUUUUCUUAAUUGUAAAUGUUUAAUCAAAAAGCUUCUCUCCCGGAACAGCGAUUGUACUGGAUUGUGUAUUUGAUUUCAAGGAACUUAAGGAUGUUUACACUCGAGUAGUCUUGCAUUACCUAGUCUAUAUCCUUCGUGUUCCACUUCCGGGAUUGCUCCGGUGCUGCAGGAAAUUCCACCGG
Messenger RNA from Perca flavescens (yellow perch), 2378 nucleotides. RefSeq names its product splicing factor U2AF 65 kDa subunit. The record is from RefSeq and is a predicted model, not a curated record. Gene Ontology annotation, molecular function: RNA binding. Gene Ontology annotation, cellular component: nucleus. Lineage: Eukaryota; Metazoa; Chordata; Actinopteri; Perciformes; Percidae. Gene Ontology annotation, biological process: mRNA processing. The transcript has 11 exons. Bases 131 to 1531 code for a protein of 466 amino acids.